This is a messenger RNA of Varanus komodoensis (Komodo dragon), 5989 nucleotides long. RefSeq names its product chondroitin sulfate synthase 3-like. The transcript has a single exon. Bases 174 to 1736 code for a protein of 520 amino acids. NCBI's taxonomy places the organism in Eukaryota, Metazoa, Chordata, Lepidosauria, Squamata, Varanidae. The record is from RefSeq and is a predicted model, not a curated record. Gene Ontology annotation, cellular component: Golgi cisterna membrane. Gene Ontology annotation, molecular function: glucuronosyl-N-acetylgalactosaminyl-proteoglycan 4-beta-N-acetylgalactosaminyltransferase activity.
CUAUAUCUUUGAUUUUUCCAUCUGUAUAAUACAGAUUUCUUUAUCUUUUAUUGGUGAAAGAAGAUGAUUGGGAUGGGCAGAAUGCUAAAAUUUACAUUUACAAUAUUUAAUAUGAUGUAUAAAAAUUAAACUAGUGAUCAUGCUGAUAGUACCUUUUUCUUUCUGUUUUCUAGAUGCAGCAGUUGUUUCAUGAAAACUACGAACACAACCGGAAGGGUUAUAUACAGGAUCUUCACAAUAGCAAAAUUCACACUGCAAUUACACUUCAUCCAAAUAAAAGACCAGCCUAUCAGUACAGGCUUCACAAUUACAUAUUGACCCGUAAAAUUUCAGAAUUGCGUUACCGUACCAUCCAGCUUCACAGGGAGAGUGCUCUCAUGAGCAAACUCAGUAAUGAUGAAAUGAGCAAAGAUGAUCAACUUCUAGGAAUGAUGCCAUCUUUCAACCGUUUUCAGCCACACGAUAGGAAUGAGGUGAUUGAAUGGGACUUUCUGACAGGAAAGCUCCUUUACUCUGUGGCUGAGAACCAGCCACCUAGACAGAGCAUAAAUAGUAUCCUCCGGGCAGCAUUGGAUGACACUAUUAUGCAGGUAAUGGAAAUAAUCAAUGAAAACUCCAAAUCUAGGGGAAGGCUUAUUGACUUCAAUGAAAUACAGUAUGGGUACCGCAGGGUCGACCCUUUGCAUGGUGUGGAAUACAUUCUGGAUUUGCUUCUUUUAUAUAAAAGGCACAAAGGAAGAAAAGUUACUGUUCCAGUUCGACGGCAUGCCUACCUUCAACAAUUAUUUAGUAAACCAUUUUUCAAGGAGGAGGAAGAACUGAAUGUAAGAAGCCUUGUAGAAAAUGUAAAUGGUGACACACCGUCUUUCUCCUUUCUUUCCAACUCCCUGAAGAUUUUUUCAUCAUUCCAAGGCACCAAAGAAAUUGGAGGAGGCAGUGACAAGAAGAUUCACAUUCUUGUCCCUCUCACGGGGAGGUACGAUAUUUUCCUAAGAUUUAUGGAAAAUUUUGAAAAGACUUGUCUUAUGUCUAAGCAAAACGUAAAGCUGGCAGUCAUUCUUUUUAACUCUGAUUCUGGUCAGGAUUCCAGCAAACACACAGAGCUGAUCAAUGAAUACCAUAAAAAGUAUCCUAUGGCAGACAUGACUGUUAUUCCUAUGACAGGAGCUUUCUCUAGAGGUUUGGGACUUGAAACAGCCUCCUCCCAGUUUGAUAAUAACACUUUGCUGCUAUUCUGUGAUGUUGAUCUGAUAUUUACUCCCGAUUUUCUUCAGCGAUGUAGAGCGAACACCAUUCAAGGACAACAAGUUUAUUAUCCUAUUAUUUUCAGCCAGUAUGACCCCAAAAUAACAUAUGGAGGCAACCCUCCAGUGGACAGUAACUUCGUUUUCACAAAGAAAACUGGGUUUUGGAGGGACUAUGGGUUUGGGAUUACUUGCAUUUACAAAAGUGACCUUGUGAGUGCUGGUGGAUUCGAUACCUCAAUUCAAGGCUGGGGACUUGAGGAUGUAGACCUUUUUACUAAAGUAAUAACUUCUGGAUUGAAGGCAUUCAGAAGCCAAGAAGUGGGUGUUGUACAUGUUUUCCAUCCAGUUCAUUGUGAUCCCAACCUAGAUCCUAGACAAUACAAGAUGUGCUUGGGGUCCAAAGCAAGUACAGUCGCCUCUGCCAUGCAACUAGCUGAAAUAUGGCUAGAAAAACAUUUAGGAGUCAGGUAUAAUCGAACUCUGUCCUGACACUCUAACUUACUCUGCCUUCUUAGGGGAGUUUACCUCAUUACUUUUUCCUUCCAUUGUUGCAUUCUUAAACUCCUCCUUGUCUUCCAAAGGAUGUGUCUUUGACCUCGAAUGAACAGAGUCUGCUGUCAGGAACAUGACAGAUUCCUACUGAACUGAUUAGUUGUGGUGUCUUUCUUUUCUCUUUGAUCUAUAAACUGAGUGAAACCAUGGCAAUCAAACAGUCCCUCGGAGCACAUCCAUCAUGAGGACUGCAUCAGAAGUAUGUUCUCUCCGAGCUUUAGGAUGCAAUAUCAAUCUUGAUUGUGUCUGUCAAACUUAAUGUGAUACAAUUUUUUUUUCUGCUGAAGGUACCACAAAAGUGCUUUAUGCUUCCUCUGGGAAAGAGACUCAGACAAACUUGAGUUUUAUAAUUUAUAUGAGAACUGAAAUAAACAAUAUUAUCUUCAUCUUUAUAAUUUUUAAGUAAACAAAUAACUGACUGUCUCUAUUAAAGAAGAGGGGGAAACACAAAAGUUGAGGGUUUUCUUUCUAAGUGCAAUGGUACUGGCUACCAAGAACCUUUAAAAUUAUUAAAAUGACCUCGUCAUUACUGUCCGCUCUAGAUGCAAUUGGGCUGUGUUUUAUCAAGGAAAAAUGACUUCAAUAGCAUAUGUUGAAAAGGUUUCUGAACCAAUGUCCUUCAUUUGCUGGCAAAAAGAAAAACGUGAUAUAAUGGUUAUUUAUAAUAAACCUAAAGACAUACCAUAUUUUUUUUCAAAAGAGAAAAAUAUGUUGCUUUGUCUCUGUUGUUUAGAAUGAGUCUCUAAUAUAUAAAUAAUUUUCUAUUUUAUUCCUUUCAUAAGACUGCACUUGAUACUAAGGGAAAUAAAAGGGUACUUAAUAUUGUCUUUUUAUAAUUGUGAAUUAAUAUUGAUAUUCUAAACCAAUCAUUGUUAAACUUAAAAAAUGUAAUUAUUUAACUAUGAAAUGACUAUUGCUGGUCAAAGUUCUUGCCAAUAUAUUUAUAUUAGUGAAGAUUUAUAGGCAAUUGAAUUGUUAAGACUUCUCUCUGUUUAGAGUCCAAAAAUGUCAUUAAGUGUAUUGGUGGAAUAUUGAAAGGAAAAUCAACAUUAGAAAUUAAGAUGUUUAGUUUGUUUCCAAGUGUGUGUGUGCGCGCGCACAUGUGGUAAAAGGGAAGGCAUAGACAUUUCAAACCAUAAGCACAUUAUAGUACAAGUAGUAAUUUCUUUCCCAAGUUCCAUUUAAUUGCAUUUUGACCUACCAGUAGAAUAUUUUAUAGGAAAAUGAUGCAAAAGAAUUCAGAGGACAUAUCCAAAAAGUAGAAAUUCAGAUAAAUAUUUAACAGAAUUCAAUUGACAUCGGAGUAUGUGGCAGGAAAAGCUGAGCAAAUACAUUUGUGGGUUGUUAAGGAAAGAAAAUCUUAUGCUAUGUGUUCACAUUCAUCAUAUGUAUCUCUUUUGGGUAUGAUAGUCUCUGAAUAUAUUUCCAUGAGCUUCCAGGAGACAGUGCAUCAGCCUUGAAUCAGCUCAUAGGACUUGAAGGCAGAAGAAUCCCUUAGGCAUUAAACUCGCCUUCUGCUCAAAAUUAGUUUAGAAAUGGCAGAACUAAAACACCUCCCUGACCAUCAUAUAACAGAAUUUAGAUUUCAUUAAGCCAGUAUAACCUGUAAGCAAAGAGCUAUCUUGCAAUCAAGGUGAAACUCGUGGUAGAGGGCAUUGAUGGGGAAAGGUUUGAAAGGAAAAACAGGAUUGUUUCCCCUUCUGAACAAUAAAAUGAGAUUACUGAAGUGUUCCCUGCCAUACUUUAAACAACCUUCUAAAGUCAUAUGAGCCCCAUUUGCCAAUAUUUUUUUUCCCUGUAUGUGAUUUCUACCUUCCCCCUUCAUUUAUAAAAACGUUUCUGUUUACUGUACUACACGUGCAUGUUCAGAGUCCACAGCCAUUUGGGCACGUGUAAAUUCCAUCAAAAGUACAGCGUGUGCUAUUUCCACACCCAUUAGACCUUUCUCCCUGAGUAGCACCAAAUACUAGCAGUUCCUGUAUUUUUAAGUCUUGUGACUAGGCAUAGCAUUUUAUUGCCCUGUAUUAUGUUAUCCUGCCAAGCACAACCAAGGUUUGAAAUUCAUAAACUUUGCCAUCUAAAGAUGAUUUUUAAACAUGUCAUUUAACUGUGUACAGGAUUUAUAGAAAUUAAGCUGUCACUGGUAAUUUCAGCAGAAGAAACACCUGAAUUUUUGUCUUAACUGCUCCUUGAUACAACUGAUAAACAUCUGUGCUUGCCCUUGAACUAAAUUAGCACUGUUUGCUCAGACUACAGAAGAGAACACAGAUUGAACUUGAUGACUGCGGAGGGAAUUCUGUGUAUAGAGGACUUGCCGGAUCGGGUCCUAUGUGAGAAAAAAAAUGUUAGUUCUUACUAUUUAGAGAUAUUUAUUUAGUGUAUGACCAAUUCAUUUGUUUAUAUGAUGGAUUACUUUGUUACAAACAGGAUUAUAAAUGUUUGUUAUAAAAUAUUGCAUUGUCUUUGGAAUAACUGUUCUCACAUAAACUGUGUUAGCUAAUUUGUGGUACGAGAUCCCUUCUAAUGAGGCCAUAGUCACAGUGGGGUUUUGCCAUGCUGAAGCCCUGUUGAGCUGAGGACAUGUGCAAAAAGAUUCACAACUGUUGUUCUCAGCUGAGGUUCCUGGUGAACUACAGAUGGACUCCUGAUCAAUUGUGCUGAGUAUUAAAAAACACAAAAACAUUUUAUUUGUGACUGUAUGUAGCAAAAUAGCAUUUCUUUUAUAUAUGCCCCCUUUCAUCUAAACUUACAUUCAAGCAUCAUUGUUUAUGUUUCUAAAGAUCAGUGAUCUUUUGAUCAGUGACACUAUAAGUGCUAAUAGCCAAUUUAUCUAGACAUACUCGAGGUGAACCAAAGUGGUUUCUUACAUUAAUUUAUAUUUGAAAAGUGAAGUAGUUUUGCCUUUGCUGAAUGCCAGAUAAUUUUCAUGGCUGUUUAAGUAGCAGUAUGUCUAACAAAGGAUGGAGUGAUAUUUUAAAAUUGCUCUUCAACAACCAUACAUGCAUCAAGAACGUUGAAGUUAGUCAACCAUAUUAAUUUCAACUAUCCAGUACAGUGCAGAAAUUAUACAAGAGACACAAUGGUGGAACAAAAGUGUUUUCUUCUCUUUUUGGAAUAUGACAACUAAGACGCACUGUAUUGUGCAACUUGAUGUUCUAUUUCAAGGCAGUGGCCAUAAAUAGCUGCAUAUAAAAAAGAGGGUGACCCCCGUAUACAUCUUCAUCUCAUUGCUUUUGGGUUACAGAUACCUGUCCAGAUACACGCCCCUGAAAGCAGUGAAUAUGUUUUUAAGAUUAAAAUACUAAAACUUGUCAGGAUAAGGGUUGAUUUUCUUUUCUUCUGCUUUUCAAGGUUCUGUGUGCCUCAUACUGUCCUUUCUUUCUAACCAGUUAAUAUUAUAUGUAUAUUUCAUGAAUACAAGCCUCCUCACUCUCCCCUCCAAAAUAGGCACAUGUUUAUCUAAAGGGUUUAGAAAGAGCGGACAAAAUGGGGAAAUCCACAUCAUUUAAAAUGUUUUCCUUUGGAUACUUUCAAGGUUUCACAAGUUGUAAAAAAAUAAUAUUUUCCCACACAUUUUUGAACUGUUUGAUGCCAUUGUUUUGUACUUUUAAAAACUACUUUCCCCUUUAAUUCUUCUUAAGUUUCUCCUCCACUAUGUUACAACAGCCAGUCAGGGGUCAUAUUGGACAUAGCAUGGAGCCAUGCAGCCAAUCAAAGUUGACUACACGGUGAUUUCAGUGAUGGCAAACUAAGCUGCAUUGCCUCAACACUGAAUUGCUGGUCCAGUUCUGAUUGCAUCAAAGAACAUCCAUACUUGGCUACCUACUUCAACAUUUAUCCAAUAAAAAAAUUGAGGUGAAGUCCAUUUUUGUCAUUACAGUGUGUUGUUUUCAUCAUUAAACAUGGCAAACCCAGUUCUUGUCUUUCCAAUGUUUGAAGUCAACUGGCCUGAUCAGUUUGUCCCUGUGAAUGCACUAGCACCCUUGUGAAGGCUUUUCUCUGACAAAUAAAAAAAAAACCCUUUCCAGAUUUUUGGUCUCCAAGAAAACAUUUAUGUAAUCCACACAUAGCUCAGCACAGCCUCAGUUCAAAUUGCAAGAUAGAUGAUGCCAAAAUUAGCUCUUACAGCUAGUAUGUAACACGGUAAAUCCAUUUUCCUUUUCUUAACUGUAUCCAUAAAGGUGCAAUUG